Messenger RNA from Lates calcarifer (barramundi perch), 1888 nucleotides. It is a transcript of the gene sp8a, whose product is annotated as sp8 transcription factor a. The transcript has 2 exons. The coding region runs from base 354 to 1607 and encodes 417 amino acids. NCBI's taxonomy places the organism in Eukaryota, Metazoa, Chordata, Actinopteri, Centropomidae. The record is from RefSeq and is a predicted model, not a curated record. Gene Ontology annotation, molecular function: RNA polymerase II cis-regulatory region sequence-specific DNA binding; DNA-binding transcription factor activity, RNA polymerase II-specific. Gene Ontology annotation, biological process: regulation of transcription by RNA polymerase II.
GAAAAGAGUUCAGUGGGAAGUGUGGCCAGUUAGUCGAUGUUUCUGAUGAACCAGCAUUUCCCUGACCACUGAAUCCCUCGUCAUUAGCUUCACGUUGUCUCCUACUUGUUGCGGUUUGGAGCGCGCCCCUCGCGAGACUUCACUUUUUAAAAUUUACGACGACCUCGAGCACAAAUGUUCAGAGACAGUCUGAGCUGGCCUCUGAUUGGUCCUCAGGCUCUCAGCGGUACUUCAAAGCCACGAAGAGGCUACAACUACUACAGCAGUCCGAGGAAACGCACUCUCUUCACAGACAGUCGCACUGAGCGCACGCACACACACAAAUCUCAGUCGAAGAUAACACAGCGCAGACCAUGGCUGCUACACUGCUAGGGGAGGAGCCCCGGCUGGGCAGCACUCCGCUGGCCAUGUUGGCCGCCACCUGCAGCAGAAUCGGUGAACCCAGCCCCUCGUGCUCCCCUGCUCUUUCUGAUGGAGCUCCGGGACUCGUCAAAGGGUUUCACCCGUGGAGGGGUGGCACCCCGGGCACCGGCGGCUUGGGCGUCUGCCUCACCUCGCUCGGGGUUCCCUCAGGGACCUCCAGGAGCAGCGGGGCUGCAGUGACGGAGGCUUCCAGCGCUUUCUCGGUGACCACAGCGAACUCUCCUUUUGGGAACGAUUUUUCGAUGUACCAGACCGCUGUGUCAUCAGACAAUACUGUUAACGAUCCCACGCAUGCACAGCGGUCUAUGUUUCUGACCAAAUUUCCCUCCUCGGUGGAAGGCAUUGCGGGGAUAUACCCAAGGAUGCACGCGCAUCCAUAUGAGUCAUGGUUCAAACCCGUGGGAGAGGUCGGUAACGGGUCUUCCUCUUGGUGGGACAUGGGAACCAACUGGGUGGACGCACAGACCUCGGCCGGGUUACCCUCUCCUCUGAGCGGCUACAGCAGUGACUACAGCUCCGCCUUUAGCUCCGGUGCUUCUCAGCACCUUCUCCCCGCCACACAGCACCUGUUUGACGGCUUCAGGCCACCUGUCCCGGGUCCCUACACGGAGCCUACGACGACGGGGGCACAUGCGCUGACAGGAACCACCGUCGUCUCUCUGCCCGCCUCUACCCGCUCCUCCUCACGGCGCUACUCCGGCAGAGCCACAUGCGACUGCCCGAACUGCCAGGAGGCGGAGAGCAUUGGCCACGGGGGCACGAGCCCGCGUCGGAGGGGCCUGCACAACUGUCACAUCCCGGGUUGUGGUAAAGUCUACGGCAAGACCUCUCACCUGAAGGCCCACCUGCGCUGGCACACCGGGGAGAGGCCGUUUGUCUGCAACUGGCUCUUCUGCGGGAAACGCUUCACGCGCUCCGACGAGCUCCAGCGGCAUUUGCGCACGCACACCGGGGAGAAGCGAUUCGAGUGCUCGAUUUGCCACAAACGGUUCAUGCGCUCCGACCACCUCAGCAAGCACGUGAGGACGCACAGCGCGGAGGGCUCAGAGGACGGCGGGGAACCGGGACUCGGUAAAGGGAACAGCGACACGGACAACAGCCUCUCCGGUAGCCCGAGCCAGUCUCCCGGGCUGCACGUGCGCGAGACUGUCCAGACCACCGAGGCACAGAGAGCAGUGGAAUAAUUUUACAAAGCUAAAUAUGAACAAAACAACACGUGGACAUUUGGUCACACUGUACCAGCCUGUAUGGAGUGUGGUUUCCUGGACACCUAAAAACUGAGAUGGCACUUUAUCAUGAACUUCAGCUGUGGAUGAACACUGUCCUUACCUCAAAUGUUAUUUGUAGCCCUCUUUAAAAAUAAAUUUUUUACUCUACAGUUUACCACACUCGUGUUAUUUGAAGAUAUGUUAUUUAAUCUACAAACCGUCAUUUUUAAAUUUAAAAUUAAACAAGUAGCCUGUUA